This is a messenger RNA of Vollenhovia emeryi, 2424 nucleotides long. RefSeq lists its product as uncharacterized. Bases 1 to 2424 code for a protein of 807 amino acids. The transcript has 4 exons. Lineage: Eukaryota; Metazoa; Arthropoda; Insecta; Hymenoptera; Formicidae. Gene Ontology annotation, molecular function: zinc ion binding; nucleic acid binding. The record is from RefSeq and is a predicted model, not a curated record.
AUGAAUAAAUUAUUGAUAGAGCAACGUGACGUCAUACGUCAAAUUCAGAGAACGCUGGAAAACUUCCGGAAGAUGGGUCAGUCGAAUUUUACCGUCAGCACCAUUCGCAACCGGCAAACCUUACUAAAAGAGAGGUGGGAAAAAUGCCAAACUCUAAAUGCUGCUAUUAUGGCCGCGGCCUCCGCUGAGGAAUUGGAAAAACUGCCUUACUUCCGGGAUGACGAGAUGCAGUCGACAGAAGACAGCUACCUCGAAGCCUUGGACUUCUUCGCCGAACGCCUGGAUGAGCUGGUCCCUUCCGUAUCUAAUCCCAAUGUUACGGUCAAUUCUUCGGCUUCAUUAGUAGCUUCGUAUGAUUCUCUAACGGACGUGCAAAGACUGCACUACCUAAAAUCUAGCGUGGCUGGCGAGGCUAGCUUAAUCUUAAAAAAUAUAUCGGUCACCGAAGCUAAUUACAAAACAGCUUGGGCAGAAUUGUUGCAGCGUUACGAAAAUAAAAGGAUGAUCGUAUCUACAAAUUUACGAGCCAUUCUCGAUUUGCCGUCGAUGAAAUCCGAGCACGCCGCCGAACUCAAACGCGUUUACGAUACUGUAAACGAUUCGAUUCAUGCGUUGAAAAAUCUUGGCCGAACGGUGGACGAUGAUUUCGUGGUCGCGAUAGUAGAACGUAAGUUGGAUCUCAAUACUUUGCAAGAAUGGAAUUUUCUUCUCGGUGGCUCGGUACAGCUUCCAACUUAUAAGGAACUGAGUCUAUUUUUAGUCAACCGACUACGAGCCUUAGAAGCAACACAACACAUAAACGAAUUGUCUAAAAGGUCAAACCGCGCGGGAACCACGAAAUCCCUCGUCUCCGCUGUCGACAAAUCAAAAUGUGUUUUAUGUAACGAAAAUCACGCGCUGUAUCAUUGUACUAAAUUUAAAUUUCUGUCCUUAGGAAAACGUAAGGAACUUGUAAAAAAAUAUCGCUGUUGCUAUAACUGUCUGGGAAAAGGGCACUAUCCCCGCAAUUGUCUCUCGAGCAGGAGAUGUAUUCGCUGCCAACGUCAGCAUCAUACUCCUUUGCACGAGGUAAAGGAAAACGAUAAAUCGGAUGAUGAGAUGGCCGAGUCGGAAAAGGCUGACGACGGAUUAGAGGGCAAAGACGUGGGUGAAUCUACAUCGAAGCAUGCUCUGAAAGCAUUGAUUUCUCAGGAGUCCGACCUCUCACUGCCUCCGGUGCUCCUCGCUACCGCGAGAGUAACCGUUCGCUCUGUCGAAGGUCGUUCCUCUCAACUACGCGCCUUAAUAGACUCGGGCUCGGAAGCCACCUUUAUAUCGGAGCGAGCUGCGCAAAUUUUACGACUAGCUCGCCAAAAAAUUAAAAUUCGGGGUUCGGCUGACGAACCUAUCGCUCAGCUCACUAUUUUCGGCUGGAUCGUCUUCGGAUCUUGCGCUCUCUCUAGGCGACAAGGUCAUUGUGAAACUGAAGGGGUUUCCUGUCUGCAAUCGUCUAUCCGUAGUCCGGAGGACUCUGACCUCCGUGCAUUCUGGGAACUGGAGGAGAUUCCAGAAAUCAAAGUUCUCUCUGAGGAGGAGACUCAAUGCGAACUGUAUUUCGUUUCUACCCACUCUCGCCGCUCCGACGGCCGUUAUAUUGUGAGAUUGCCCUUCAAAAGGGAUGCGGUAACCGAGUUCAGAAACUCUUACCAAAUCGCCUCACGAUCUCUCGAUCGGUUAGAAAACCGUCUCUCCAAGGAUGUUAAACUUGCGGAGGCAUAUCAUCUUUUUCUAAACGAGUACAAACUGCUAGGACAUAUGGUUUCUGUUUCGGGUUUGGAAAACCGAGAUCCUCCGGCUUUUCCCGUUUACUAUAUGCCUCAUCAUCCUGUUCUUAGGGACACGAGUACCACUUCCCCUCUUAGGGUUGUAUUCAACGCUUCUUGUCCCACUAGUUCUGGUACGUCUCUGAAUGGUCAGCUGCUGACUGACCCUAAGCUGCAAUCGGAUCUCCCCACUAUCCUGCUUAGAUACAAAGGCAAACAAGUCUUACCUUUCAAAUUGCUAACCGUAACUUACGGUACCGCUUGCGCGCCGUAUUUGGCAAUGCGCAUUCUGAAACAGUUGCGUUUCGAUGAAGGAACCGAGUUCCCACUGGCCGUUUCCGUCUCGGAAAACUCAACUUAUGUGGACGAUGUACUGUUCGGAGCACACAAUGUUUCUGAAAUUAAAAAACUCCGGGAACAAUUAAACUCUCUCUUGGAAUUGGGAGGCUUUCAUUUACGAAAGUGGACUUCUAAUUCCGAUGAAUUGCUUUGUGACAUACCAAAGUCGGACCUCCUCACAGGUUUCGACGUACCCUUUUUUGAUGAACAAACAAUCAAGGCCUUGGGUCUAGCCUGGAACCCUGAAGCUCGAUUGUCUUUCCUUCCAGUUCAAUCUGACUGA